AGCUGGUAUUAAGAGGAAAGGAAAGGAGGGUGGAUGGAAGGAAAGGCGUAAGCAACAGAGGUACACUCCUCCAGAGGAAACAGGUAAAGCUGGCUGGGAUCAGAGACACAGUCAGUGUGUCGGAGCGCUGCAGAAAGCUUCCUGAAGCCGCUGAGGAAGAAGUGACCGAGAAAGACAAAAACCAUGGCUGUGAAUAAAUGCAUCAAAUACCUCCUCUUCUUCUUCAACCUGCUCUUCUGGAUUAGUGGUUGCAUCAUCCUCGGCGUGUCCAUCUACCUGAAGGUCAACAAGGAUGGAAACGAGAUCACCAAUGAGUCUCUGCCAGGCAUCGACCUGAUGAUCGCCAUCGGGGUGAUCAUCCUGGUGCUCGGCUUCCUCGGCUGCUGCGGCGCCAUCCGGGAGAACCGCUGCAUGCUGCUGCUGUUCUUCAUCAGCCUCCUCAUCAUCUUCAUCCUCCUGCUCGCCGCCGGCAUCCUGGGAGCCGUGGAGGAGAAGAAGGUGAAAAACUGGAUGAAGGAACGUCUGACGAAGUUCACCCCGCUGUCAUCCCAACCAGCAAAUGUGAUUGAAGACCUGGAGAAGCUGCAGAAAGAGCUGAAGUGCUGCGGGCUCGUUAAAGGACCGUCAGAUUGGACCAAAAUCCCCGACUCGUGCCGCUGCAACGCCACCGAAUCAGACUGCGUGAACAACUCAGUUUACAAAGAGAACUGCUCGGACAAAAUCAUCAGUCUGAUGGAGCAGCACAUGGAGGUGGUGCUGGGGAUCGCCUUCGCCAUCGCCAUCCUGCUGAUUUUCGGCAUGGUGUUUGCUAUGAUCCUCUACUGUCAGAUCAGCAGGAAGGAUGGCGCCACCACCACCACUGCCUGACCAUAGGGCAGCAGCCAAUCAGCAGAGCCCAAAGAACCUGCGUGACCUCAGUGCUAUACCGUAACCUAACCCGUGCUUUUAUUUUGAAGGGCCACACUGAGGUUUUGAACACAGCAGUCUGGUCACAAGAGUUAUAUAUAAAGCAGGCGUGGAUGUGAGUGUGUGAAAAGCUGUUAAAUUAAUUCAACAUUUUGUCAAUUUUUCUUUAUUUUUUAUAACAACAGUCCAUGUUUCCCUCUCACCGUGGCCCCGAGGAACAAAACAGAAAGAUGAUUGUAAACAUAUAAUAAUUGGUGCGACCUGGGGCUUAUUACGUCUGCUAACAUAUAUAAAAUGUCACUGGUAUUAAAUCUUUCAAAUGUUUUUCCUGUACCCGUAAAUGUUGUUGUUUGAUAUGCUUGUUUUUCUGCUGUGUGUAAAAAGCUUAAACUCAAAUGUGUUUUAAUAACAAAGUAUGUUUCACUGUAGUUGUUUCGGGUCUGAACAUUUACUCACAUUGUCCCCAAAUAAUCCUCAGGUAACUGUUCCUAAUAUACCUUCACUUCCCCUUCAGAGAUACACUACAUAAUAUAAAUACGCCUCACAUAUCCUGUUGUGUUAUAGAUGGUAUUCAGUGAGUGUUUGGUCGGUUUGGCAGGAGGUUUUUUUAUCGUCUAACUUGAGUUAAGUUUGUGGACGUCAAAAGUGUCAUACUAAAGAAAAAGGGGAAUAAAAAAUGAAACGUC
Messenger RNA from Eleginops maclovinus (Patagonian blennie), 1592 nucleotides. It is a transcript of the gene tspan9b, whose product is annotated as tetraspanin 9b. Gene Ontology annotation, cellular component: plasma membrane. NCBI's taxonomy places the organism in Eukaryota, Metazoa, Chordata, Actinopteri, Perciformes, Eleginopidae. The coding region runs from base 184 to 867 and encodes 227 amino acids. The record is from RefSeq and is a predicted model, not a curated record. The transcript has 8 exons.